CUCCUGUCUGUGUCACGUUCAUGUCACUGUCAGUGCGUCCGACCAGAAGCAGUCGGUGCUCGAUUAGUUGAGUCUGCUGCAACCAUGGCAGACCAAGAGGAUAAUGUUACCAUUCCCAAGUUCGACUGCCUUCUCCAAAUGGAUCCCUAUCUCAAAGCGUACGAGAAGGACUUCAAGCGGAGGUAUGAGCUGUUCCAGAAGCAGCUUAUACUGCUGGAAGAGGUAGAAGGAGGCUUUGACCAGUUCACACGCAGCUACUAUACCCAUGGUGUGACGCGGCGCCCUGACAACAGCCUGUUCUUUAAAGAGUGGGCUCCAGCUGCAGAGGCCCUCUUUCUUACCGGUGACUUCAAUGGCUGGGACAAAUUCUCCCACCCUUACACCAAGAAAGAAUAUGGCAAGUGGGAACUGACUCUACCGCCCAAGCUUGACAAGUCUCCAGCUGUGGAUCAUAACACCAAACUCAAGGUGGUAGUUCACACCAAGGAUGGUAAGCGACUGUACCGGAUCUCACCAUGGGCAAAAUAUGUGACCAGGGAUGAGGGCCGUGUCAUCUACGACUGGGUUCACUGGGAUCCCCUACUACCUUAUAUUCAAAUCCACCCUCGGCCAAAGAAACCCACGAGCCUGAGAAUAUAUGAGGCCCACGUGGGCAUCGCUUCACCUGAGGAAAAGAUUGCAUCAUACACCAACUUCAUAACCAACGUUCUGCCUCGUAUAAAAGAACUGGGUUACAACUGUAUUCAGCUGAUGGCUGUCAUGGAGCAUGCCUACUAUGCAAGUUUUGGGUAUCAGGUUACAAGUUUCUUUGCUGCUUCCAGUCGCUAUGGUACCCCAGAGGAGCUGAAGCAGCUGAUUGAUGUGGCUCAUUCGAUGGGCAUCGUGGUGCUGCUCGACGUUGUUCACAGCCACGCCUCCCAGAACACUGAGGAUGGCCUCAACCAAUUUGAUGGCUCUGACUCGUGCUUCUUCCACUCACCUCCCAGGGGGGAACACAAGCAGUGGGGCAGCCGCCUCUUCAACUACUCCAGUUGGGAAGUGCUGCGGUUCCUAUUGUCAAACCUGCGCUGGUGGAUAGAGGAAUAUCGCUUUGACGGCUUCAGAUUCGAUGGAAUUACCUCGAUGCUGUACCAUCACCAUGGCAUCGGCAUCUCCUUUUCAGGGGACUACAGCGAGUACUUCGGCCUACAUGUGGACGAAGACUCUUUGACUUACUUGAUGCUCAGUAAUCACAUUCUUCAUACCCUUUAUCCUGACUGCAUCACCAUUGCUGAGGAUGUGUCAGGGAUGCCUGCUCUCUGCAGAGCAGUGGAGGAGGGAGGACUUGGUUUUGAUUACCGACUAGCUAUGGCCAUUCCCGACAAGUGGAUUCAGAUCCUGAAGGAGAAAAAGGAUGAGGAGUGGGACAUGGGCAAUAUUGUCCACACACUGAUCAACAGGCGUUACGCAGAGAAAAGCAUAGCCUAUGCAGAAAGCCAUGACCAGGCUCUGGUCGGGGAUAAGACUCUGGCCUUCUGGCUGAUGGACAAGGAGAUGUACACCAACAUGAGCACCACGGUUCCCAUGACAGCCGUUAUUGACCGUGGCAUGCAGAUCCAUAAGAUGAUCCGCCUCAUCACUCAUGGUCUGGGUGGAGAGGGGUACCUCAACUUCAUGGGGAAUGAGUUUGGCCAUCCUGAGUGGCUGGAUUUCCCCAGAGAAGGGAACGGGAACAGUUACCUGUAUGCCCGGCGGCAGUACUACUUAGCGGAUAUGGACCUCCGCUACGGUCAGCUCUACGUCUUUGACCGGGACAUGAACCGUACCGAAGACAAGUACGGCUGGCUGGCUGCCCCACCUGCCAACGUCAGCGCCAGCCAUGAAGAGGACAAGGUCAUUGUGUUUGACAGGGCAAAUGUGCUCUUUAUCUUCAACUUCCACCCCACUAAGAGCUACCAGGGCUACAGGGUGGCUGUAGAAAGUCCAGGAAGAUACAAAAUCAAGCUGGAUACAGAUGAGGCUCUGUAUGGAGGUCAUGGACGGCUGGACCACAACACUGAGUUCUUCACUGAGCCUGUGCCCUUCAAAGGUCAUCCCAACUCCAUGCAGGUCUACAUCCCCUGCAGAACAGCUAUUGUCCUGGCCAACGCGGAGAUAGAUUACUGUUAUUAGAGGGUGAUUGUCUCCACAGAGACCAGGAUCGAGAAUGGAUUCCAACCCCAAACUGAGUGUUAACAAUCACCUUCGUCUUAUAGUGUCAACCUUGCACACCACCCAGUCCCACUUUUUGUAUGUAAGUCUUUUUGUAGAUGGAAAAAGCAUUGUGAGCUUUUCUGCUUUCAAACACCAUCUGCAACCUUAGAUGCUGUGUAACCCCAUUUACUACAGAUCGGGCCAUUUGGGAAGCGUCCAACCUAACCAGCAGCUAGAUGCUAAAACUCAAAGCCCUGCCUGUCGAGUCCAUCCGCUACUACACAGUAGUCAUUUAUAGAAUCUGUUGAAUUUGGCGUGUCAUCUGAAAACACAUGACCAGUAACUGUAGCAGAGGAAAGCAAUACAAGUGUUCAUUUAUUCAUGCAUGGUAAAACCUCAGAGACAUUUUUUUUUUUAUUUCAUAAAUGUUGAAAUACAUUUGACUUGGUUUUAAUUAUUUUGUAUUUAAAUACAAAUAAUAUUAUAGUCAGUGUCAAAGACACAAAGAGAUUUACUGUAUUACCAGCACUUGAAAAUCUAAACAUCUAGGUAUUUAUUCACUGGUAAUCCAUCUUCGUUAAUUUGCAUUGUGAGACAUUGUAUAAAAAUAUUGCAAUUUGCACAAAGUAAUAAGCUGCUUUGAAUUAUUAUACUUCUAAUGAGUAUCUAAAGCAAUUGUGUUGUAAUGUUUGAAUUUAUGCAGCUACUGGGAACAUUUAUGUGGUUAUUUAUGGCACAGUUAUUAAGCCAGUAAUUUGCAGCUAAACAAAGUGAUAAAAUCACCUGAUUUAGAUUGUUCACAGUGUGUCGCAUAAUACACAUUACACAGUAACCAUUUCAGCUGAAUUAUAGGUUUUUUUCUCCACUUUACAUAAACUAAUGCACAGUUUUCUCUACUGUAGAUCACAGAUGUAGUGUUUGUCAAAUUCACUGCACUUCUGCUAAAUUCUCAAAUUCUACUAAACACUGAUACUGAAGAUUGACACAUCAUUUUGUGUGGGAGAAAACAGUUUUACCGAUAUGACUCACACACACUUGGCUACUUUAAGGUACUAUGAUUUAUGUGCACCAUGUUCAUUAGUUCUGUAGUGCUCCCCUGGGACGUUCCUGAAAAGCACAGAAGCAGCCUACAUUCACACAGAGAAUGACGUGCCUCCUCCAAUUAGCUGUGACUUAUGUGACUUUUCUCUCAACGUACUUGAUGAUUGAACAUCUCAAAGAACAGCUGCAAUGUUCAUUUUGUGUUCCCCCAUAGCUGUUACGUGAGAAGGUUGUUGAUUAACUAAAAUUUGGAAAAACUGUAGAACAUCAUUGAUCGUUGGUGACUGUUUUUAUGUCUUCUGAACUCACUCACUCAGGCAAAAUGUGCAAUUCAUUAAAAUGGUCUUUCGUGUGACAGUUUUCAUCAUAUUUUAAGGUUAUGUUUAGCAAAUGACUGUGAUAAAAAAAGACUGUUCCCAUCAUUGUGUGUUGCCUGUUUUCAAGCCUCCCUCCAAAAGUCUCUUGUUCCAUAUGAAUGGAUGUCUUUUGACUAUUUUCAGUAUUCUCUGCACAUUUGAUCAACGCAGUAAGUGAAACAAGAGCUGACUUAGGGCACCGUAAAUAAAAGCUAAUGAUUUACUGCCAUAGGCACUGUAAUACUGUGAUAUACACCUACAGCAUUAGUGCAGAUUCUUAGUCAUUUAAACCAGUGUAUUUUAUAUAUGCUAUACUGUAGCAUACUGUAUGGCAGGUUUUGAUCUACCUCCCCUGCAGCUGAAGGAAAAACACAUUUAUAUUCAGGGCCAUCCUCCUGUGUUUAGCCAAAAGUAUCAUGAACAUGUCAUUUCUUUUUGUAUAACACCAAAGCAUUCAAAAACGCCCUUUCCCACCUCUCAAAAAGUACAGAGAUGAUCACUCUGCAUAAAUUUCAAGCAACGAGGUUACGAGACUGAAGUGGAGUGUUUAAUCAUCCCUCAUCUGACCCAAUGUCAUUGUCGUUUUACCGCUGCCAAAAUUAAUUGUCUGCAUUUAUUCUCAAAAGUAAAAUUGAUGUCUGAUGCACA
This is a messenger RNA of Scomber scombrus (Atlantic mackerel), 4217 nucleotides long. It is a transcript of the gene gbe1b, whose product is annotated as glucan (1,4-alpha-), branching enzyme 1b. The record is from RefSeq and is a predicted model, not a curated record. Gene Ontology annotation, cellular component: cytoplasm. Gene Ontology annotation, molecular function: cation binding; hydrolase activity, hydrolyzing O-glycosyl compounds; 1,4-alpha-glucan branching enzyme activity. Gene Ontology annotation, biological process: glycogen biosynthetic process. The transcript has 16 exons. Bases 85 to 2151 code for a protein of 688 amino acids. Lineage: Eukaryota; Metazoa; Chordata; Actinopteri; Scombriformes; Scombridae.